Chara braunii is the source of this 1723-nucleotide messenger RNA. The record is from the annotation of a GenBank genome assembly. NCBI's taxonomy places the organism in Eukaryota, Viridiplantae, Streptophyta, Charophyceae, Charales, Characeae.
GCUUAGGUUUGGCCCUUGGAUGAUGGAAAAGGAACUCAUAGACUGGAGAGAUGCGAUGAGAUUACCCUAUUUUUGGGUCAGAUGUUUGCAAGUUCCAGUGACAGUUAUGGCUUUACUGGAAGGAGUAAUUGUUGAUGCGUUCGGAGAAAUCAUGCAUUCCCAUCCCCCCUUCAAAGUGAGGGGAUACCCUGAACUUCAGGACAUCAGGUUUGAUCUAACUCCAUCAGCCAAAAUGCGUUUUCAGGAAGUGUUGAUUAUCGAUUUGGAGGAAGACGGAUUGGUUGAAGUCGAGGUCAUUUGUGCAGAAACGCCGUGGUGUGAAAACUGUCGGCGUUUCUAUCAUUGGUCAUCUGACGACUCCUGCCCCUUGAAGCCUAAGGCUAAGGUCCAACCAAAUGCUACUGUCCCGACCCCCAGCUCAGACGAAAAAUCAGAACCAAAAGAUAAGGGGAAGCAAAGAGAAGAAUCUGAGAACGGGUCAAACGACAAAAUCGAUCGGACUGCUAAGGGCAAAGGAAGGGAGGAGAGGGAAGAGGAGCCUCAGACCAAGGAAAGGGAGAAGAGACCCCUGAAAGAAGGGAACGAGAAAACCCCAAAGGGAAAAGGCAAAAGUAAAAGAAAGGAAAGUGGGAAGGAGGUUAAAAAACAAGGGGGAGGGAAAGAGGUCGAGGAGGAGCGGCGGAUGGAGGAAGGGGAAAAGAUGGUGGGUGAUGAUCCACCUGCCCUGGCAGCUGUACCUAUUCCGGGAGUAGACCCAGGAUUAAAGGAACCUAAUGCCGAAAAGGAACUCGAGGAGGAAAAUUUAACGAAAGAAACUUCCCAACAGUCGGGGGCUGAAAUGCAAUGGGAAGCAAGCGACUCCAAGGGAGGAAACAACAAAGAAACAGACAACCGUCAAAGCGUCAGUGAGGAAAGCAAAAGUGUGGAGGAUGAAGGGAAAGAGAAAAAGAAGGUUCUCGACAGGGAGUUGAAAGAAUACCGAAGUGAGGAAAGUGGUGAAGUCCAGCAGGGAGGGAUGGAGGGAGUGAAGGAAGGGAAUGAGAAUCAGGAGGGAGCGAAGGAGGGGAAUGGGAACCAGGAGAAAAGGCGGGAUAAGGAUAGUCGAGGGGCGAUGUGCAGGUCCAUCCUUGAAGGGAUCGAGCUGUGGAAGAAAGGAGUUUCCCCCCUUACUGACGAAAUACUAAUAGAGAACAGGGCUAUCUUGGAAGUUCCCGAGGAGUGGGGAAGCUUUUCUGAAUCAGAUAAACCUGUAGGUAACCCCUUCACAGGGUCACAAAAUUAUAGUGUUGCGGAAGUGGAUUCCUCUCAGGAAAAUAGAGAUCUGGCUGACACUUCCUUCAAAAAAACGGAAGAGGAAAAGGCCGCUCUCUACACAGAUUUGACAGGCGGUCCUACUUGCUCGUCUAAAGUCUCUGUUAAACACCAACGUUUCCCACUUCGCAAAAAUCUCAAUUCUAAGAAGAUACGGGCCAAUGAGGACCAUCCCACGAAGAAAGCAAUGCGUCGGAUGUUGUCGGACCGACAUGACGAAGAGAGGCAAGGCACGGAAAUGGGAAGGGAGAACGGGUUUGGACGCCCGUCUGUGCUAAAUGCGACUGGGAACGAAAGGCAACAGGCGAAGAGGAGGACACAACGACGAGAAUAAGGAGUAGGAUGAAUGGAUCCGGGCGCAAAAUUGCGACGGGUACAUACGAGAAAGGAAGAAUGAAGAUGGUGGAGUGAA